CAGUUCAUUGUUAAUGUGUCGUUUGCUUAGCGAAAAUAAGCUCGCAAGAAAAUUAUUUUUUAAUAUUCAAAUUGAAAGUAAGCAGAUUACUCCAAGAUAAGAUAAACUGUCUCAUUGAGCAGAAAAUUAUAUAUUAUAACCAUUCUCGAUGAACUUCGCAGGAGGAACGAACGGAAAGGAUUUUCACACAGUUUUGACCACUUUUGGUUGAUUUCCACUUUGUUCCACCUAAAGGUACAAAUUAGUUGACUUCGAUAGCCGUUUCACGUUUGUGCCUACGUAAUUAUUGAAAAUCUUCAAAGCUACUUAACAAAAGCAAGAGUGAUGGCUAUUGAUGUGAUUGGUUACUUAUAUGCCGCAACUGUAGCUGCCGGGGGUGUAAUGGGGUACGCGAAAGCCGGCUCUCUUCCCUCCCUUAGUGCGGGUUUAGCGUUUGGGGCCAUUUUAGGUUUGGGUGCCCAUUAUAACUCACAGGAUCCACCUCGCCCUCUUUUACAAUUCGGCACUUCUCUAGCCUUGGCUGGGAUGAUGGGUAUGAGAUGGAAUCGUUCUGGUAAAUUUAUGCCCGCCGGCAUGAUUUGCAUUAUUUCAGUAGCUGCUUUGAUUAGAAACAUGAUUACCUAUAACCGUUAUUUUCCAUUGCCGGGUCGGAAUUAGACAUUGAAAAGUGAAAAAAAAGAUAAAAAGGAACAUGUACACUUGUGUAAUUUUAAGAUUUUCGCAAACAUUUGUUGCAAUUACUUAAGGAAUUAAAGGUAUUGUAUUAUUUUUUAGACUCAUAAACAGAAAAAUGAAAACGAUCGGCUAAAGGUUAUAUUUGCUAUAUUAAUAAAAGGAUCCGAAAAAUAUGUCUCCAUCCUAGAAAAUAUUUAAGCUACGUUUUAUUUUUUGAAAUCACGAAGUAGCAUAAAUUAAUAAUUCGUAAUAACGAACUAAUGAAGUUAAUUUAUUGAAUUCGGUUUUUUAAGGGACGCCUUAGCUUUCAUUGUCUCCUUCGAAGUUUUGCCUUACCAACUUGUAUAUCAAUUGCUCAUGGAGUGUUGCAUCUAAAUUAUUCAAAUUUUUUCUUUUAAAUUCAUUUACGGUAGCUUUACCAUGGUUUUCGUCAUUAUAAUUGUUCAGGCGGGCUGUGAAAGUGGAACUUCUUAUGAAAAAACUUCACACAUAAAGUUUAACUACAUAAUUUACUAAAUGCAUUUCAUAGAAUAAUAAUAUUUCAUAGGUAAUAAAUGGUAGUGGUGCAAGCGUUAUUCGGAAAAAGACAUCGAAAAUCACUACACCAGCUUCGAUAUGUUUGAUUUAUUGAAGCUAACGUUCAUCAGCAUGUCGAUGAUUCGAUUUAUGUAAAUAAAUAAAUUUUUCUUGACUUAA
Messenger RNA from Glossina fuscipes, 1371 nucleotides. RefSeq names its product transmembrane protein 14 homolog. The record is from RefSeq and is a predicted model, not a curated record. Lineage: Eukaryota; Metazoa; Arthropoda; Insecta; Diptera; Glossinidae. Bases 325 to 657 code for a protein of 110 amino acids. The transcript is spliced from 3 exons. Gene Ontology annotation, cellular component: mitochondrial membrane. Gene Ontology annotation, biological process: regulation of heme biosynthetic process.